Molecule: messenger RNA, 6282 nt
Organism: Neohortaea acidophila
Lineage: Eukaryota; Fungi; Ascomycota; Dothideomycetes; Mycosphaerellales; Teratosphaeriaceae
Product: acyl transferase domain-containing protein
Exons: 2
Coding region: 1-6282 (2093 amino acids)
Biological process (GO): long-chain fatty acid biosynthetic process
Cellular component (GO): fatty acid synthase complex
Molecular function (GO): enoyl-[acyl-carrier-protein] reductase (NADH) activity; fatty acid synthase activity; [acyl-carrier-protein] S-malonyltransferase activity
Source: RefSeq, a predicted model, not a curated record
AUGUACUCCUCUGGCGGUGCGCAGACGGGUGUCUCCACCCCGCGCUCCUCCAACGUCUCCCGCCCUCUCGCCCUCACACAUGGCUCCCUCGAGUUCAUCUUCCUCAUACCCACCGCGCUCCACUUCAACGCAACACAACUCAAAGACGCCUUCAUUACAACCCUCCCAGAGCCCACCGACGAGCUUGCGCUAGAUGACGAGCCUUCCUCCGUCACCGAACUCGUCGCCCGCUAUCUCGGCUUUGUCGCCCGCGAGGUAGAGGAGGGCGACGAACCCGGCACAUACGAUGAAGUGCUCAAGCUUCUCGUGCUCGAGUUCGAGCGCUCCUUCCUCCGCGGCAACGAGGUGCACGCCAUCGCCGCCAACCUGCCGGGCAUUGUGGAGAAGAAGCUCAUCACCGUUCGCUCCUACUACGCUGCUCGUGCGGCAUCACAACGACCCAUCCGAGCCCACGAAUCGGCUCUGCUGCGAGAGGCUGCCGACGAGAAUGCAUACAUUUACGCCGUCUUUGGCGGCCAAGGGAAUAUCGAGGAAUAUUUCGAUGAGCUUCGGGAGAUUUACACCACCUAUCCUUCGCUCGUCGAGGACUUCAUCUCCACCGCCGCCGCACACCUCCAAAUCCUGGCGCGCGAUUCGAGGGCGGAGAAGCUCUACCCCAAGGGCCUCGAUGUCCUACGCUGGCUCAACAACCCGGAUUCCGAGCCGGACGUCGACUAUCUCGUCUCCGCGCCCGUCAGUUUCCCACUCAUUGGCCUGACCCAGCUUGCACACUACGUCGUCACCUGCCGAGUCCUGGGUACCCAUCCGGGUCACGUCAGAGAUCGCUUCUCAGGCACGACUGGUCAUUCUCAGGGCGUCGUGACCGCCGUUGCCAUAGCUGCUUCGAGUAAUUGGGGUGCCUUUGACAAGGCCGCGCGUGACGCGCUCACCAUCCUGUUCUGGAUCGGUGCUCGCAGCCAGCAGGCGUAUCCCCGUACUUCGCUGGCUCCCAACGUCCUUCAGGACUCGAAUGACAAUGGCGAGGGCGCCCCCACGCCCAUGCUGACCAUUCGUGAUCUUCCCAGAUCAGCGGUCCAGAAGCACAUCGACACAACCAAUCAGCAUCUUCCCAAGGAACGGCACAUCGGCAUCUCGCUGGAGAACAGUGCGCGGAACUUCGUUGUGACUGGCCCUCCCAUGUCGCUGUACGGUCUUAAUCUCCAGCUUCGCAAGCUCAGAGCACCUACUGGCCUCGAUCAGACUCGCGUGCCCUUCACGGAGCGCAAGGUUCGCUUUGUCAACCGAUUCUUGCCCAUCACUGCGCCCUUCCAUAGCCCGUACUUGGCAGAGGCCAUUGAGCACCUCGAACAGGACCUCAAAGAUGUCCAAAUCAGAGCGGACGACCUUGGCAUUCCGGUAUACAACACUCACACCGGAGAGGACAUUCGCGACGCGCAUGAACGAGACAUUGUCCCGUCGAUUGUGCGAAUGAUCUGCAAGGACCCAGUCAACUGGGAGAAGGCGACUGUCAUGCCAAAUGCGACCCACAUUCUCGAUUUCGGCCCCGGCGGCAUUUCCGGCCUCGGCGUGCUCACCAAUCGCAACAAAGACGGCACCGGAGUCCGAGUCAUCCUGGCUGGAACGAUGGACGGGACAAAUCCGGAAGUCGGCUACAAACCAGAAAUCUUUGAUCGUGAUGCCGAGCACGCCGUCAAGUAUGCGGUGGACUGGGUCAAAGAGUACGGCCCGAAGCUUGUCAAGACGUCCGUCGGCCAGACCUUCGUCGAUACCAAGAUGAGCCGCACGUUUGGCCUACCGCCAGUCAUGGUAGCUGGUAUGACACCUUGCACCGUGCCCUGGGACUUUGUCGCCGCAACUAUGCAAGCUGGCUACGAAAUCGAGCUGGCUGGAGGAGGCUACUACAACGAAAAGAGCAUGACCGAGGCGAUUUCGAAGAUCGAAAAGGUUAUUCCGGCUGGUCGGGGCAUCACACUAAACUUGAUCUAUGUCGCCCCCAGAAGCAUGGCUUGGCAGAUUCCUAUGAUCAGCAAGCUGCGCAGCGAAGGUGUGCCCAUCGAGGGUCUCACAAUCGGCGCUGGCGUCCCGUCCAUCGAGGUUGCCAACGAAUACAUCACGACACUCGGUAUCAAGCACAUUGGUUUCAAACCUGGCUCUGUGGAGGCCAUUCAACAGGUCGUCAACAUCGCAAACGCCAACCCUUCCUUCCCGGUGGUGAUGCAGUGGACUGGCGGCAGAGGAGGUGGUCAUCAUUCAUUCGAAGAUUUCCAUCAGCCCAUCCUCUCUAUGUACGGCAGAAUCCGGCGCUGCGCAAACAUUAUUCUCGUGGCUGGUUCUGGAUUCGGCGGUGCUGAAGACACCUAUCCCUACCUGACCGGUAUCUGGGCGCGCAAGUUCGGGUACCCUCCGAUGCCAUUCGAUGGAGUGCUCUUUGGUAGUCGUUGCAUGGUUGCCAAGGAGGCAUACACUUCUCUGAAGGCCAAGCAAGCCAUCGUUGAUGCUCCCGGUCUGGACGACUCCGACUGGGAGAAGACGUACAAAGGUCCCGCAGGUGGUGUCAUCACUGUGCGCUCCGAAAUGGGCGAACCGAUCCACAAGUUGGCUACGCGCGGCGUCAAGUUUUGGUCUGAAAUGGAUCAGAAGAUCUUCAGCCUGGACAAAGCCAAGCGCAUUCCGGAGCUUAAGAAGAACCGAGAGUACAUCAUCAAGAAAUUGAAUGAUGACUUCCAAAAGCCGUGGUUUGGCAGGAACAAGGCUGGCGAGAGCAUUGACCUCGAAGACAUGACGUAUGUCGAAGUGCUCCGACGCAUGGUCGACUUGAUGUUCAUCAAGAAGGAGAAGCGCUGGAUCGACAAAUCACUCGCCCGCUUGACUGGUGACUUUAUCCGUCGCAUUGAGGAACGCUUCGCCUCUGGUGAUGGCCAGGGAUCCAUCAUUCAGAACUACAGCGAGCUGAACGACCCCUUCCCGACAGUACAAAAGGUGGUCGACGCUUUCCCGGCUGCAGACGAGCAACUCAUCAACGCCCAAGAUUGCCAGCACUUCCUUCUCCUCUGCCAGCGCCGUGGACAGAAGCCCGUGCCAUUCGUGCCAUGCCUGGACGACACCUUUGAGUUUUUCUUCAAGAAAGACUCCUUGUGGCAGUCUGAGGACCUAGCGGCCGUCGUCGACGAAGAUGUCGGAAGAGUUGCCAUUCUCCAAGGCCCAGUGUCCGUCAAGUACUCCACCAUCGUUGACGAACCCAUCAAAGACAUCCUGGAUGGCGUGCACCAAGGUCAUAUCGCAAGUCUGACCCGUGACUUGUACGCCAACGACGAGAACCGCAUUCCGGUUGUGGAGUACUUUGGCGGAAAGCUUGUUGAUAUCGAGCCCAGCGAUCACAUCACCGCGGAAGGCCUGUCGAUUUCCGAGAUUGAGAACAAGACCAUCUACCGGCUUUCGGCAGCGUCCAACGUGGCUCUACCCUCGGCCGGCAAAUGGCUGCAAUUGCUUGCCGGUAAAGCUCGAACUUGGCGCCACGCUUUCUUCACCGCGGAUGUCUUCGUUCAGGGUCAACGCUACCAGACGAAUCCCAUGCAUCGCAUCUUUGAGCCAACGCCAGGGAUGAUGGUCGAGAUUUCGUAUCCCAACGAUCCGAAACGCACUCUCAUCAGCGUAAAGGAGCCCUCGCAUGGCAGCGGCUACGUACAAACUCUCGAGGUUGGCCCGAUUUCAAAAAAUCAGAUUGGCGUCAUGAUGAUUGAGCAUCGCACUGCGUCUGGCAAGCCUGUUGCUCUACCAUUCAGAUUCUCAUACCACCCAGAGACCGGCUAUGCGCCGAUUCGAGAGGUCAUGGAGACUCGUAACGACCGGAUCAAGCAAUUCUACUAUCGCAUCUGGUUCGGUGAGGAUGAUGUCCCCUUCGACAAGCCCGUCACCAGCCGCUUUGACGGCGGUCGUGCAACCGUGACCGCCGAGGCGAUUAACGACUUUGUCCAUGCCGUGGGCAACAUGGGUGAGGCUUUUGUCGAUCGACCCGGGAAGGAAGUCUACGCACCCAUGGACUUCGCCAUUGUCGUUGGUUGGAAGGCUAUUACCAAGCCUAUCUUCCCUCGUACCAUCGACGGAGAUCUGCUGAGACUGGUUCACUUGUCAAACGCGUUCCGAAUGCUCCCUGGAGCCACCGCACUGAAGAAGGGCGAUGUGGUGGACACGACGGCAGAGGUGAACGCCGUCAUUAACCAGGAAAGUGGAAAGAUGGUUGAGGUCUGCGGGACCAUCACUCGUGAUGGCGUCCCAGUAAUGGAGGUCACCAGCCAGUUCCUGUACCGCGGAGAGUACAAAGACUACGAGAACACGUUCCAACGCAAGAUGGAAACCCCGCGACAGGUGCACAUUGCAGACUCCAAGGACCUGGCUGUGUUGCAAUCCAAGGAAUGGUUCAACCUAGAGGACACUGACAUCGACUUGCUGAAUCAGACACUCGUCUUCAAGCUACAGACACUGGUGCGGUACCGCAACAAGGAUGUCUUUUCGUCCGUGCAGACGCUUGGCAAAGUCGAGCUGGAGCUGCCGUCGAAGGAGAUUGUCCAGGUUGCAUCGGUGGAGUACGAAGCGGGAACGUCAUAUGGCAAUCCGGUCAUGGACUACCUCGAGCGCCACGGCUCUGCUUUGGAUCAGCCCGUGCAUUUCGAGAAUCCCAUCCCCCUCAACGGCAAGACCCCGCUCGUCUUGAAGGCACCGUCCUCGAAUGAGACGUAUGCCCGCGUGUCUGGAGAUUACAACCCCAUCCACGUGUCUCGGGUGUUCUCGAAGUAUGCGAACCUACCUGGUACCAUCACUCACGGAAUGUACUCGAGCGCCGCUGUUCGUAGCCUGGUCGAGACCUGGGCUGCGGAGAACAAUGCCGGCCGUGUUCGAAGCUUUCAUGCUUCGUUGGUCGGUAUGGUGCUUCCAGACGACACCAUCGAAGUCAACCUGCAGCAUGUCGGCAUGAUUGCGGGCCGCAAGAUUGUCAAGGUCGAGGCCAGCAAGCCCGACACCGAGGAGAAAGUGUUGUUAGGAGAGGCCGAGGUUGAGCAGCCGGUGUCUGCGUACGUCUUUACCGGCCAAGGUUCGCAAGAACAAGGCAUGGGCAUGGAUCUGUACAACAGCAGCGAGGUUGCGAGAGAGGUCUGGGACAGAGCAGACAAGCACUUCAUGGACAACUAUGGCUUUGCGAUUACGAACAUUGUCAAGAACAAUCCAAAGGAGCUCACGGUCCAUUUUGGUGGGCCGAGAGGCAAGGCAAUCCGCCAGAAUUAUAUGUCGAUGACUUUCGAGAGCGUGUCAUCCGACGGCAGCAUCAAGUCCGAGAAGAUUUUCAAGGAGAUCACCGAGACGACCACAUCGUACACUUACCGCUCGCCGACUGGCCUUUUGUCCGCCACUCAGUUCACGCAGCCGGCUUUGACGCUCAUGGAGAAGGCAUCCUAUGAAGACAUGCGCUCGAAGGGCCUCGUGCAGAGAGACAGCAGCUUCGCUGGGCAUUCGCUCGGCGAGUACAGCGCUCUUGCAGCCCUGGCAGAAGUCAUGCCUAUAGAGAGCCUGGUUUCCGUGGUGUUUUACCGAGGUCUGACGAUGCAAGUCGCCGUCGAACGUGACGAAUUGGGGCGCUCCAACUACGCCAUGUGUGCAGUCAAUCCCUCGCGCAUCAGCAAGACAUUCAACGAGCAAGCUCUGCAGUACGUCGUGGAGAAUAUUGCCGAGACGACAAGCUGGCUGCUGGAGAUUGUCAACCUCAAUGUGUACAACCUGCAAUACGUCUGUGCUGGCGAUCUCCGGGCUCUCGACACGCUCACCAACGUUCUGAACUACCUCAAGGCACAGAAGAUUGACAUUCAACAGCUCAUGCAGACCAUGAGCAUGGAAGACGUCAAGGAGCAGUUGGUGGGGAUCAUCAAGGAAUGCGCGAAGCAGACGGAGGCGAAACCCAGCCCCAUCGAGCUCGAGCGUGGCUUCGCCACCAUUCCGCUCAAGGGCAUCGACGUGCCCUUCCACAGCACCUUCCUGCGCUCCGGCGUGAAGCCCUUCCGAUCCUUCUUGCUCAAGAAAAUCAACAAGACCAGCAUCGACCCGAGCAAGCUGGUCGGCAAAUACAUCCCCAACGUCACGGCGAAACCCUUUGAACUCACGAAAGAGUACUUCGAAGACGUCUACCGCCUUACGAGUUCCCCGCGCAUUGGCAACAUCUUGGCGAACUGGGACAAGUACGAGUCGGACGAGAACAUCCAGCGACCACGAGCCGGUAGCACGGUGAUUCAUUAG